GGCGCCUUCCGCCAUUUCCGCCCGGCGGCGGAGCCGCCAUGCCGAUGAAAGGCCGGUUCCCCAUCAGGCGGACGCUGCAGUACCUCGACCAGGGCGACGUUAUCUUCAAGAGCUCGGUGAAGGUGAUGACGGUGAACUACAACACGGCGGGAGAGCUGAGCGAGGGGGCGAGAAAGUUUGUGUUUUUCAACAUCCCCCAGAUCCAGUACAAGAACCCCUGGGUGCAGAUCAUGCUGUUCCGGAACAUGACCCCCUCGCCCUUCCUCCGCUUCUACCUGGACAAUGGCGAACAAGUUUUGGUGGACGUGGAAGAUAAAACCAACAAAGAGAUAACUGAGCACAUUAAAAAAAUCUUGGGGAAAAGCAAAGAAACGCUUGAAAAAGAGGAAAGGGAAAGGAAAAAACUAUCACAUCCAGCAACUUUUGGGCCCAAGAAGUAUCAUCUGCGAGAAUGCAUGUGUGAAAUUGAAGGCCAAGUUCCCUGCCCUGCUUUUGUGCCACUGCCCAAAGAGAUGAGGGGAAAAUAUAAAGCUGCUAUGAAGAAUGAAGCAUCAGCCUGAUGUCUCAAGUCAUAGAGUUGUUCUUCCUCAGGGCUGGAUGAUCAAGGUACUUCAGCGAGAGAGAAGAGCUAACAGCUCCUGGAGACAGGAACAAGCAAGUUCAUACAAUACAGACAACCUUGCCUCCUAAGUCUUCUUACAGCUACAACUAGAAUAAUUAAAGAGAAAAAUAAAUAAAAGUUGAAAACCCA
Molecule: messenger RNA, 751 nt
Organism: Harpia harpyja (harpy eagle)
Lineage: Eukaryota; Metazoa; Chordata; Aves; Accipitriformes; Accipitridae
Gene: MRPS25
Product: mitochondrial ribosomal protein S25
Exons: 4
Coding region: 39-560 (173 amino acids)
Cellular component (GO): mitochondrion
Molecular function (GO): structural constituent of ribosome
Source: RefSeq, a predicted model, not a curated record